AUGUCUCAACUCCCUGACAUCAUCGAUACACAUACAGAUGUCGGUUCUCUCGCCGACUCACUACUCGAUCUGCCGACCAACCCACCAUCACUCUACAUCGACAUUGAAGGCGUCAACCUUUCCCGACACGGAACGGUCUCCAUCCUCCAGAUCUAUGUUCUCCCUAUAGAUCGAACAUACCUCGUCGACAUCCACACGCUCAAAGGCUUAGCCUUCACCACCGACGGGAGUCGUGGGCAGUCGUUAAAAGACAUCUUCGAAUCUAAUGCCAUCCCAAAAGCCUUCUUCGACAUCCGAAACGACUCCGACGCACUGUACAGCCAUUUCGGCAUCCACGUCGCCGGCAUCGCGGACAUCCAGCUUAUGGAGCUCGCUACACGCACUGGUUCGAAGAGGUGCAUCAAUGGGCUAGCGAGAUGCAUGGAAAGGGGCGACGCUGCCAUGUCUUACGCGGAGAAAGCGAAGUGGGCUGAGAACAAGGAGGCAGGGAGGAAGCUCUUCGACCCGAAGCGAGGAGGAAGCUACGAGGUGUUUAACGUUCGUCCUGUGCCGGAGAAUAUCAAGGAGUACUGUAUGCAGGAUGUCAAGUUCCUUCCACGUCUUUGGCAGCGUUAUGAUGCGAAGUUGACUCCGCUUUGGCGUAUUAAGGUGGAUAGGGCGACUAUGGAUCGGAUCCAGCUUUCGCAGGGUGCGAGUUUCGAUGGCAAGGGACGGCACAUGGCAUUGGGUCCGUGGUGA
Molecule: messenger RNA, 738 nt
Organism: Didymosphaeria variabile
Lineage: Eukaryota; Fungi; Ascomycota; Dothideomycetes; Pleosporales; Didymosphaeriaceae
Exons: 1
Coding region: 1-738 (245 amino acids)
Biological process (GO): nucleobase-containing compound metabolic process
Molecular function (GO): 3'-5' exonuclease activity; nucleic acid binding
Source: RefSeq, a predicted model, not a curated record